Molecule: messenger RNA, 2765 nt
Organism: Raphanus sativus (radish)
Lineage: Eukaryota; Viridiplantae; Streptophyta; Magnoliopsida; Brassicales; Brassicaceae
Product: homeobox-leucine zipper protein ATHB-X-like
Exons: 4
Coding region: 1874-2491 (205 amino acids)
Biological process (GO): regulation of DNA-templated transcription
Molecular function (GO): sequence-specific DNA binding; DNA-binding transcription factor activity, RNA polymerase II-specific
Source: RefSeq, a predicted model, not a curated record
UAAUUUUGAAUUUAGGUUUGAAGUUUUGUUUUUGGAGAAAAAUUUGUUGAAACUUCAAAUAUAGAAUUUUGCAAAUUUUAAAAUAGAGAUCUUUUUUUGAAAAUGCUCUUCGAACUGAAAAUUUUGAAUCUAGAUGGAAUUUGGUAUAAACUUAAAACCUCGCGGGAUAGGUACAAAUUGAUUGAUUUAAAUAAAUUUGUGAGACAGGUGCAAUAGUGGGUUAAGUUUACUUUUUCGCAGGAUAAGUACGGAUUAACUUAAUUUGAUUUGUGGGUAUUCACCCAUUUGCAAAUAAAAAAUUGAAUCAUUUUCUUUCAAAAUAUAUAAAAUACAAUAUUGAUUUCUUUUAAUUAGAUAAAUAUAUAUUUUAUUAUUACGAAAUAAAUUAUAAUAUAAUUAAAAUAUUUAUUUUUUAUGAAGUUAAUUUGUUUUUUUGUAGAUUCUGAUCGUAAAUUUCAAUAGUACAGAAAUAUCAUAUUUUUGAAUUUAAAAACAAUAAUCCGCAAUAAAGUGAGUUAAAUGGGACGAGUUUGAUAUAAGAACGAAAUUUGACUCUCUCUUAUACAUACAAAUUAUAAUUUUUAACAAUUUAUAACUUAAUGAUAUUAUUGGCCUGUCGGACUCAUUUUAGUGAUUAAGAUAUUGUAAUUGUUCAAUUAACAAGCAGACCUAAUAGUAAUAUUUCUUGUAUAACUACUUUCAUAGGCACAUAGAUACAUAUUAGUAAAAUAAUCAACCAUGUACACUUUUUAUAGUUUGAAAUUUUCAAAUUAUUUAAAAGAUAGUUUAUUUGUAUAUAUUGUUGGAUGGUACAUGACUAAAAAUUGAAGUUAUGGAAAAAUUAAAAUUAUGGAUCGUAGAUACAUAAUUAUCCACUGUUUCAGCGUUAUAAAGUUAUUUUAAAAGGUUGAUAAAAGAGUUAUUUUAGAAAAAGAUUUUAAACUAACUCAUUUUUAAAUAAAUUUUUUAAAUAACUUUUUUAACAAAAAAAAAAAUGAAUAGUCUAGAAUAUCAUGGUCCAACGGUAAAGACUAACUUUUUCCUUCUUCCUGCACAUCUUCCUUUGAAAAUUAGUCUUGACCCUUUUAUAGGUCUCAGAUAUCCAGGUUAAACAAAAACAAUAAAACGUUUUAAUAUAUCCGAUACACAAAUGUAUGGAAAAUCUUAUUAUUUGUAGUUAUCGGUAUUAAUGUAUACGGUUUCAACAUGCAAACAACAAGAUCCAUUUCAGCUUUAAUUAGACCAUUCUCGUUUUUCUAAGAUUAUUGUAUUCCUAACGCUCAACGCAAAACAAGACUUUACCAAACCCGUUAUUGUCCCAACAUGGAAAUAAUGAAUUUAAUAAACUCCGAAAUUAAAACUGGUAAAACACGUAAUAAACUGAUCAUAUUCGUACGAAUGUGAUUUGACUUAACGACCCUAGUCAAACCCCAUUAUUUCCUCUCUAAAUUCACCAAUCACACGUAAACACACCUCUUCGUUUCAUUCUAUUCCUUUCCUUUUUAUUAUUCUCUCAACUUACACUGCCAUUUAUUUUCUCCCUUAAUUUAUGUUCCUUCAUUUGACUACUUGAAUUGAAACUCUUUUUUUUUUAAUCUUUAUCGCGUCUUAAGACUUUCUUUUCUUGAGUUUUGACCAUUAUAUCAUGCGCAAUCCCUUAUUCCAUAUUCCACGCUUAUUACAAAAUCUUUCUCCUUUGUCUGACCCUUUUUUUCCUUUGUUCUUUCACAUGAGUAUAUAGUAAUAUGUUAUCUACACAGACACACAGACACACACACACCUACAUUUAUAUUAUCAUAUAAAACUUCAACUUUACCUUUCCUCUUCCAAAAAAACUAUCUUCUCUUCACCAAAUUCUAUUGAUCCAUCCUCGAUGGCCCUCUCACCUAACUCAAGCUCUUUAGAAUUAUCAAUAUCGCUUCCAAGCUUCUCUCAAUUAUCUUCACACCCUUCAUCUGGUGAGUACAUGGUGAGAAAUUUGGACAUAAAUCAAACUCCAAAGACGGAAGAUCGUGACUGGAUCAUGAUCGAUGCAACACCGCAUGCCAACGAAGAAGAUAGCAACUCCUGCGGCCGGCGGCGCAAAAAGCUCCGUCUAACUAAAGAGCAAUCGCAUCUUCUUGAAGAGAGUUUCAUACAAAAUCAUACCUUAGCCUCUAAACAAAAAUUAGAAUUGGCCACUUUUUUGAAGCUUAGUCAAAGGCAAGUUGAGGUGUGGUUUCAAAAUCGAAGAGCUCGGAGUAAGCUCAAGCAUACGGAGAUGGAAUGUGAGUAUCUAAAGAGAUGCUUUGGGUCACUGAAGGAGCAAAACCGACUUCUACAAAAAGAAGUUGAAGAAUUACGAGCUCUAAAGCCAGUGCCGGCCUCGGUUUUAACCAUGUGUCCUCGGUGUGAACGUGCGACUGAUGCAACAGAUAAUGCCGUCAACGACGGAACAGCUCCGAGAAGCCAGUCACGGGUCACAGUUUCCUCUUCCUCUUCCUUGUGUUGACUGGCUCGGUCAAAAGUCAAGUAAUGAAACGUCUAUGUAGGGUGAAAAGUAAAGACCCGAUGAUUAAUUAGGAGGAUUUUGUGCAUAGUUCUCUAAUUAUUUAUCACACCGAUGAGGAAAAAUAAAUUGUUUGACCCUCGUUUUAAAGGUUUUCCAUGUUUUUUUAACUUUACUUUCCUUGUUAUUGUUUCGUAAGUUCGUAACUGUACAUUUCGUGUCCGUUGGAUUGUAUGUACUAUUUUUCUUUUGAAUGGGACUAUUAUUGACAUAAAAA